AUGCGCAAGCCAGAAAAGGCGGCAGGAGGUGCUGCUUUACUCACCUCUCUCUCUUUGCACACCAGGGGUCCAGAAGAGCCACUUUGCAGGAACUCCAUCCCAAGGGAUGUGGGGUGGUGACCUCCUUGGCUACGGUAUUUGAAAGACUGGGGUGGAGGGAGAGAACCCACCACCACCUUUUUCUCUCUCCCCAGAAGGCAGUGAUGGCUACCAAGUUGAAAGGCUUUAAAAGAGGAUUAGACAAAUUCAAGGGAAACCCAGCCGGAUGGGCAGGGUAUAAAUAAUAAAUUAUUAUUAUUAUAAGGCAGACUGAGGCAGAUGCCGCCUCAGGUGGUGGAAGCCAAGGUGUGCUGCCAAGGGGAAAGUCAUAUUGGUAACAAUUCCAAUAUUUUGGCUGUGGUCCAUACAUGUUUUCUUGAGAGUAAGAUCCAUUUAGUUCAAUUGGACUUUAAGUAGACACGCCUAAGGUUGCAAGUGGGAGGGACACAGAAAGACUUUAAUUCCACUGAUUACUCAGGGAAAGAGGAUACACAAACAAAUCCCCUUAUUCCUCUGCUGAGACAGAGGAAGGAGAAAGUGAUAUGCUACUAAAUAGUCAAUAUUUACUCUGAGAGACCAGAGAUAGGCACCUGUCAACAGGGCUUCUAUGGACUUUUGCCAUAUACUAUGAAAUGGAAGCAGUGUUCCUUUCCAUUUCAUUUCCCCAUUGUCCACAUAAUUUGGAAAAAUUCAGAGGGCUUAAAUACUUUUGUAUUUAAUUAGUUACAGUGGUACCUCGGGUUACAGACGCUUCAGGGUUAAGAACUUUGCUUCAGGAUGAGAACAGAAAUCGUGCUCUGGCGGCGUGGUGGCAGCGGGAGGCCCCAUUAGCUAAAGUGGUACCUCAGGUUAAGAACAGUUUCAGGUUAAGAACGGAACUCCAGAAGUUCUUAACCCAAGGUACCACUGUACUGUAAAUUGGCCCAAGUACUUUUUGAAGGGCUUGGUAUAAAUUAAAAGAAAAGCAUAAACCCACUUUUACUUUUACUUUCCUAGUCUAUAGAAUAUUAUUAUCAUAUAUACUCUCUCUCUGUGUGUGUGUGUGUGUGUGUGUGUGUGUGUGUGUAUUUCCUAGUCUAUAUAAGCAGUUCUGUUAAAUGCUGUGAAAAUAUUUCCUUGCUCUGUCAUGUCCUUUUCUGUUUAACAUGUACUAUUAUCGUACACCAGUAAUCCCCAAACUGUUCCACAUGAGAUCUAUUAGUGUGCCAUGAGAAACGCAUUGUAUUAAUUAAAGGAUUGUGUGAGCCCAGAAGUACCCCACCACAAAGGAGGAUGUCUACAACAUCCCUGCAAAAGUGAUUCACUCUAACUUUAUUUCCUUCUGGUCACUGUUGAGGGUAGGCAAUUCUGCCAUCUAUGUCAGGCUGGUAUGAUUAUAGCACUCAGUCGUUCUCUAUGCAGAGAUGCAAACGAUUACUCUAUCGCAGAGAAGACUACCUCUUGCAUCUCUUUGUGAUUCAUUGCUCUGGACCUGCCUACUUCCAAUUAGUGUUAGAAAGGAAAAAAGUAAAGGUUUUUGGAGGACAUUUCCUAUAUGUAGACAUAUAGAAGCUUUUCAGUUACUCAGGUAGAAUUAUGUAUAACUAACAAGCUUCUAUGUUCCUACACCAACAGAAGCUGGCCCCAUAAAAUAAAGCUACAUACACAUUACUGUUUACUCUGGUACACUCCCACUGGUGGUGUCUGAAGCUGUGUACAAUAUACAUGAAGUUAACCACAAUGCAUAUCUACAAUGUGGUUUUCUUGGGAAACACUGCUGUUUGAUGUAUUUUCCCCUUAAAAGCAGCUUCCAUCUAAUUUGAAAAUGUAAGCCACAUUCACUUUACAAUCUGAGGUACUUUUGAGGUAGCUGUCAUGCAUGCACAAUGACAUGUAUUUACAAAAUUGUUAUAUGCACUGCAGCAGCAGUAGGAUCAAGUCUCCAAUUUUCUGAAAAUAGGCACUGGGCUUUUGUGCAUAGUAUGCACAGCACAAAUCUUUGGAUAUCGGGCAGCUUGUCAGCUUAGCUAACAAAGUGUGGGGUCUGAGAGAGAGUAGAAAAUAAAAUUACUAGAAACUACUUAAAUCAGUUAACAUGGAUUUGUGAUUCCUUCAUUACUCCUUCCUGUUCUUUUAACUCCCACAUCAAUCACUGUUGUUUUACCCGGGUUUCCAAAUUAACCAAACCUGCUACAACUUGUUUCUUGUCAUUAAACACAACCUAAACAUCAAAGUGGAACUGCACCAAUCCAUCCAGAACAGGAAGUGUGCAUACUAAUAAAGAGAUGAAUGUUCCAGCAAAAUAUUGUGCCAUCAAGCCACAUGUUCCCAUUGUUUAAACCACUUCAGGGCAACCUUACAAACUUGAACAGCGGGAAAAUGUUAGAAGUUUCUAAACUGACGAGGAGCAUAGUGGAAUACAAGAGCCUGAUCCUUAUUUAAAAUAAUAAGAAAAAGGAUUUUAAUCAGGAUAAUUGCGUAUGAGUGUGAAAUCUUACAUAGCUUAAACUCAUCCUAUUUAUGCCCUUAAAUUGUUCCCCUUUUAUACAACAAAUUGCACUAUUUUUCCGCUCUCCCUUUUAUUUCCCUGUACUGUCCCCUUCGCCUUAUGAUCCAAACCCCGUCCUUAUGCUCGCGCUAGGAAGUAGGACGUGACCAAAACUGUGGGCGCGCUAAGGAUGCAGUAGCUUCACCUUGUGCUACUGCGCAUGCUCUAAUGCUUUCCCCUUCCCGAGCAGAGCGUUCUCGUCGCUAAGCAACCUGAAGGGGUGCAUUGUGGGCUUGCGAGGGAGAGAUGUAGGCCCUAACGUUGACAACGACCCGGGGCUGCGUCGGUCCCCCGAGUAGAGGGAGGGAAGGCAGCGCGGACUUGCUGGACGUCUGACAAAUUUCCUGAAUAUUGGUUGUCAAUCUUAUUACGCUUACAGGUUUUUUAAAAUUUUCUUAUUCUGUAAUUAUUUUACUGUUUUGAAAAAUAUUUUCAGCAGUGUAACUCUCGUUUUGGUGUUUGCAUUUACUGUAUAGGAAAACCGACACAACUGGAGUAGCUAAUCGCAGCUCCCGACUCCAGAAGAAUUUAACGUCCAUUGAGGUAAGCAUGAAAUUUUAAUAAGUUUUUCUUUAAAAAACACUUUGGGGUUUUUUGCUGUGAUGGUUUGUAUUGGGUUUUUCCCGUGAUGAUUUGUAAUGCAAAUACAAAUAUCAGUAAGGAACUGAUUUUGCUGGUACAAGAGCAUCGGUGAUGCAAGUUAACUGUUACACAAAAGUGUGUGCCGAUGCAGCUGAGCGAUUACUAUCUGUUCAAACGCUGUUAGGAAUUAUCACCGUGGGCGUAGUAGACAGGAUUUUUGUUAGGGGUGGCAGGCUUUUGUUGGAGGCAGAAUCUCAGAUUUGUAUUGAUUUUUAUGGAUUGGGGGGGCAACUGCCCUUUGCCCCCCCUUGGCAAUGCCCAUGAUUAUAACUUUUCUGAUUUAUUCCAUUAGAAGUAUAUACUUGAUCCUUAUCAGUCUGGUUUUAUUGCUUGCAACUGAUGGUCAUUACAUUGUGAACCACAAAAAAAAGCAAGGCAUUCCAAGAGCAAGUUAAAAAUGUAACAACUUUUAGGACUGCAGGUUAUCAAAACUUAAUGUUAUAAAGUUCCCAAAAUCAUUUGAUUUAACAAUCUCCCUGGCAGUUGUCACUGUUGUGGGUCCUAUAAUAAAAAUGUAACUUCCUCACAGCUAGUGCCUAUAAAGCUACUUUAGGUAACCAGCUUGUCUACAUUGGCCAGCACAGUAGUCAUCUAAUUUUGAAAAGCUGCUUAGUAAAUUUUGAAAUGAAUAGAGGGACCUUUCCAUAGGUAGAUUGCAUAAAGGACAAUAUAGGAUAUAGCACACAAUGUUUUUGAUCUGGCCUGAUCCACAAACACAAAGGCUAUACUUUGUUGGGCUGUUAAAGAAUUUAUUCAGAAAAUAUUCUGUGAGCAUAAGCUGAUCCCAGAAGAAAAAGAUUUAAGUUGCACACUUAUUUGUAACAACUAAUGAACGCAAUAAGACUUGAGCAGACACUCCUAAUUGGAAGAUACCUCAGAAGUGUUGUUGUCGUUUAGUCGUGUCCGACUCUUCGUGACCCCAUGGACCAGAGCACGCCAGGCACUCCUGUCUUUCACUGCCUCCCGCAGUUUGGUCAGACUCAUGUUUGUAGCUUAGAGAACACUGUCCAACCAUCUCGUCCUCUGUCGUCCCCUUCUCCUUGUGCCCUCUAUCUUUCCCAACAUCAGGGUCUUUUCCAGGGAGUCUUCUCUUCUCAUGAGGUGGCCAAAGUAUUGGAGCCUCAGCUUCAUGAUCUGUCCUUCCAGUGAGCACUCAGGGCUAAUUUCCUUAAGAAUGGAUGCAUUUGAUCUUCUUGCAGUCCAUGGGACUCUCAAGAGUCUCCUCCAGCACCAUAAUUCAAAAGCAUCAAUUCUUCAGCGAUUAGCCUUCUUUAUGGUCCAGAUCUCACUUCCAUACAUCACUACUGGGAAAACCAUGGCUUUAACUAUACCAACCUUUGUUGACAAAGUGAUGUCUCUGCUUUUUAAGAUGCUGUCAAGGUUUGCCAUCGCAUUUCUCCCAAGGAGCAGGCGUAUUUUAAUUUCGUGACUGCUGUCACCAUCUGCAGUGAUCAUGGAGCCCAAGAAAGUAAAAUCUCUCACUGCCUCCAUUUCUUCCCCUUCUAUUUGCCAGGAGGUGAUGGGACCAGUGGCCAUGAUCUUCGUUUUUUUUGAUGUUGAGCUUCAGACCAUAUUUUGCGCUCUCCUCUUUCACCCUCAUUAAAAGGUUCUUUAAUUCCUCCUCACUUUCUGCCAUUAAGGUUGUGUCAUCUGCAUAUCUGAGGUUGUUGAUAUUUCUUCCGGCGAUCUUAAUUCCGGCUUGGGAUUCAUCCAGCCCAGCCCUUCGCAUGAUGAAUCAGAAGUAAUCUAGUUCAAUGCAUAAUUUAUAUGUUGUAAAAAUUUAUGUAAUUGGACUAACUGAAUGCUUACUGAACGCUGAAGAUAAAGGUAAAUAUUUUAACAUAGUCAAUGUUUUAUAGGUUAAAAUGAUGAAAAAUGUCCACCUGGCAACCGAAGCAGAUGAAGAUGAUAUUUAUUCUGGUUACAAUGACUAUAAUCCUACCUUUGACACAGAGGUAAAAAUAUGGUGAUACCAAGUUUAUAUGUGGAUAUUUUACAGUUUUGGUGUGAUAAGGAAGCACAUUCCCUGUUUCCAUGACCACCUGCUACUUUGCAUAGAAGCAGAAAUUAAAAUGUGCAGAACAGUUUGGAUCAGCGUAAUUGAUAUUAAAAAGCUUGAGCUAGUGAAAUAAUGUACUACUGUGAGUCUGCAUACAAAUGUAGGAAAGGCCAUGAGUGAUAUCCAAUGUAAGCCACACUCGAAGUCAACCUGCUGUAACUUAAGUCCAUUAAUUUAAGUGGGUUUAAUCUAGCAUGAUUUCAUUCUCUAUCACCCUAUAAGAACAAGUUAGUGAAAAGCAAAUGAAAUGCAUGUCUGUAUUAUCUAGCUACACCAGCAAACAAAAUGAAUUGCAAAGUUAAUUAUUCCAAUGUUUAUCUGUUUUUAUGUUAUUUUAGGAUUUAGAGAAUGAUCCAGCUUUUCAACAAGCUGUGAAAACUAGUCAUGGUAGAAGACCUCCUGUAAGUAAAUAUUAAGAAUUAAAAUAUAUCAAAGUAAGCAUGUGUAAGCACUUCUAGAAGCUGCAUUUCUGCUGUAACAAGUUCAGCCUAUAUGCUUAUUGGUCCCACUAAGUUCAUCAAGGCUUUCUUUCUCCUGAGUAUGCUUAAGAUAGCAGCAGCCUUUGCUAUUUUCAUGCCCAGCAGAAGUAGCAUGUGUAGUGCCAUAACUUUCCUCAGCUAUUCUGUACCUUUCAUUGUGAAGUUUGAACUUUUCUUACAUUUGUGCCCUUGGGACUUCCCAAGUAGUUUUCUUCUGUAAUCAGACUCCAAAUAUGUGACUCUCAGUUGUGCCCCUUGGAAUGUUUUGCUCAGAAAAUCAUGCUAAGGUUCCAGAGAUGCAGUAAGGACAACAUAUUAUGAUCAAGCACUGAACAUAUGCAGUAAUUAGCAAGUUAUUGGAAUUGAAGAGAAAUGUGUAAAAGGACAAUGAAAGUUUUCCUUGAUAACUGCGCAUAAGUAACCACUUAAGUAUUCAUCUAUGUAUGUUUCAUCAUUCUAGUCAAGCAUUGUUCAUACUGACCAGCAGCACCUCUCAAACCCGGCUCUUCAAAGUCCAGAGCAGAGGGUUUUUUUCUGAGACUAGCUACAUGAGAUUCCUUAAAUGAAGAUUCUGGGGGCCAUAUCUGUGGCCUCAUACCCACAAGGCACAUACUUUCUUGCUGAGCAACAGAUGAUUUUCUAUCAGUGUUGACUUUCUGAUCAACCAUUUAGUAAUACAGUAGGUUGGUAGCCUAUUGCUUCAAUAGAUCUGACAUGUGAGGAUUGCCCCUGUUUUUGGACAGUAGGAGACAGUCUUGUCUGAAUUCUGAGAGAGAGUCACGACUUUUUAGUCUCUUGUCAAGAGGCUGCUCCAAAAACAUGACAUGAUGACAUUAAAACAUUUUUAGAAAUUGGUAUAUAGCUUUACUGUAAUUUUCUGUAAUAAUUAUAUUUUUAAUAUGCUAGUUUCUUUGAAUGAAUACAUAAUUCUUGCUUAACCUUUAAUCUUUUCUAAUAAGCUUACAGCCAAAGUUCCAGGUACAUCAGGUUCACGACCCUUAGCUACUGGAUAUGGGGUAAGUUUUUAUUUUGUACUGAAAUUUACUCCGCUUUUCUUUCUUUGGCUUAGCACUUUCUCCAAUGAACCAAUACACAUUGCUGUUUAAUUUCUGAUUCCAAUAAGCCUAUACAGUUGCAUAGUGAUGGGUCUUACAUUAUGCAUAGAUGUAACAGGGAUUGAUGCCAGACAGCGACAAGUGAAGUUCUGUAGCUGAAGAAUCUCAGGGUGGUCUUCAGGUCACAUAGUACAAACCCAGGAACUGGUCCUGGUACUUGUUGGCAUUUGCCUUUUUCAUGGUUUGUUUCACCUGCCAUUCUUUGAAUGAGAUUACUUUCCCACUUCAGAGAACAUCAGUGUGAAGCUAGUGUUGCUUGUGCAGGGUGGAGAAGACAAUUGGAGUUGUAUCUUUCUCUGCUGCGGUUUAGAAAUCUGGUAUCUGCAGUGAGAGGUCCCAUCCUUAGUUCUGUAAAUUCUGUAAUAAUAGAGCAGUGUUCCCUUUACGGUAUUAGAACAGUGUCCUCUGAGAUCCAGGCCUGUUCUUCCUUUAGAAGUAGAGCAUGCAGUGAUUAUUGACUUUAAAUAUUUUCUUACAUUGUGCUAGUCAAAGACAACACUAUCUUCAUCAAUGGGCAGACCAAUGACAGCAGCUGUACAGGUAAUAUUGCUACAAUUAUUUAUAGUUUAUAGACAAGCAUCAGUGUAAUGUAUAGAGCAAGUCAAGAGACAGGUCAUUAUGGUGAAGAGUUGAACUUCAAGCAGACAGAAAAAGAGCUGAGAAAAAGAGGGGAGGGAGAACAAAACUCAAUGAACACAACAUUAAAUUUAAUCUGUCUCUUUUUCUAAGCUAUCAUUAUCUGUUUGUUUCUUCAUAAUUGUCGUCGUAUUUAUCAUGGGCUUCUAAAAGCUGAAGGUGUGUCUAGAUUAAAACAAGCUUACACCUUUUCACGUAUCAGCUUAUUGCUUGAUUUGGUGUAUUUCCAAACAUAGGCCAGUUUCUUUCACAUGCUGCAGAAGAUGGAGGAAUCUGCAGUAGGUAAGAAGCUAGAAAAGUUUCAGGUUGUGUUGUGUUGCCACCAGGUUGCAGGAGGGGUAAGCUUGGACAAAUUCCUGAGGAUGUUCUGUACUUCAAUAUUUAAAAGUACCUCUCUGGCAUCAAGUCCUAAAUGUGCUUCUUGUCUUGUAAUACAAUCAAAUGCAGAAGCUGUGCUCUCAUCACUUAGAUUAAUCCAAGUGAUUAAUCAGCCAGUAAAAGCAGGGGUCCAGAGGGCAUGUGAUCAGUUGCAUCUCUGCGACUAUCCUGUCCGCAUCAUCAGGCUGCUUCAACUGGAUUUGGUUUGGUAGCAUCCAAGUCACUUUGAAAUCAGAUUACUGUGCCCUCAAAGUUUCUUGCAAAGCUCUUACAGCUAGUUACCAUGUACUCCAGGAGUCUGUCCCUUGAAUCUGGGGUAAUGAGUCUCUGGUCCUCAUGCAACAACCCUGUCAGCUGAUUCCUCAAGGAUGCAAUAGAUGCAGUGAAGAAUGACUUCUUUGCUGCCUUCACCCAUGUGGUAGGCAUGAUUAUGUGUCAUAGUGUGUGUUCAGUUGGCUUCAGAGCAAGAUUUGCAAUCCAGUCUUCAUAUAGCCUGCUUCAUCAACCACAGCUCCUUGGAGUACCAGGGAAGAAUACAAUGUCCACCAUUUCUCAGCCUUUUGGUAUUGUACCUUUGUUAGUCUUUCUUACAUUGGAAGCCCCUGAAGAAGGGCUACCAAUAAUUAUUUACCAGCAACCUGAGACAAUGUGACAUAUCAUUUAAUGGGAGCAAUCCAUUAGUAAAACCAUUGUCUCCUUUCCCCCAUUUGUUCUACAGGGGUGGGGGGAAACUUCAACAUAUAUUGUGCAGCCUUUUGCUAUGUCUAAACAUGAUCAGUAUUUUAGAAAUGGUAAAAUUAGAUUAUUUAAAGAGAAUAGUAUAAGAUUAUUCUGAAUACCUCUAAGACUGAUGCAUUUUAGUAAAGUACAUUUACCGAGAAGUAAGGUUCACUGGGGUUUGCUCCAAAGUAAGCGUGUAGAGCAGCAGCAGAGGCAGCAUUUAUCAUCUGUGAUCUUAGCAUGGUGGCGCUACAAUACUAAAUUCUGAGAUAAGCCUCUGCUGCUGCCUUUUUCUAUCAAAGAAAGGGUAUCUUCCUGCUCUAUGACUUCAAGUUUGAAUUGCCUGAUGCCAUCAGGUGCUUGGUGGGUGAGUGGCUCUGCCCAUUUGUCAAAAUGGCCUGUGAAGGGUGGGCCAAUUUGUUUAUUCUGUGAACUGCUGUGAGAUCUUUUAAUGAAGGGUUGUAUAUAAAAUUAACGAAUAAUAACAAUAAAUAAUAAUUCUUGGAUGUAGUCCUGGCCAGAUGCCAUUCUCCAUCUCUGUUGUAGAGUAUUGCAGUCUUGAGAGGAGUUCAACUAGUGUAUUCAUUAUAAAGUACCUAAAAGGUCAUAUAAUUCAGAGUGAUAUAAUUUAUAAAGCCCUGCUUCCUCAGUUAUCCAUAUAAAUAAGCUUUUGUUUUUAAAGGAUGGUGUUGCUCGACCGAUGACAGCAGUUCAGGCAGCAGGUUACACCAAAGCAGUUUCCAGAGGUACAGUUUUAGAAGAAUCCUUGGCAAUAAUAGGUUUUUUAAAAGCCUUGGGAAGGCACUUUCUCACAGUUCCCACUGUUUACUAAUCUGCAGGUUCUGUAUUUGAUCCUCUUGGUCAAGCAAGGGGACCAGCUCCUCCCCUAGAAACAAAGAAUGAAGAUAGGUAUGUGGACAGUGUUUGACUUUUGCAGUUAAAUGCUUCAGAUCUGUUUUGUUGUUGUUGUUCAGUAAUUUUUCAUUAAGAUUCCACCAUUUGUGCAUCUGGAUUCUGAAGAGAAAGAAAAUAAUUUGAUUAGAAGAGGAUUUUUGCUGUGCCUUUAUUUUUCUUAGGUUGCUACACUAUGGCUUUGAUAAUGUAGCAGUGGUCCUGGGUUAUCUCAUUAUAUGGUCAGUUGUACAAAGUUUAACUUGCUUUCUGUGAGAAAGUGCUUUGCUGUCACGUUUUGAUUUUUUAAUAUAUAAGCUAAUAAGUUAACAACAGCGCUGCAUUUAGCUAUAUAUCUACUAGCAUGAAUGAAUUAAAAAAUGUUGGUGGAUCUGCAGACAUAAAUCAGAACGAGGUUGGCCAGCUGUGCACAAUAACAGCAGAAUCUUAAAGCAGCCAAAAAUAACAGGGCUUCAGCAGCUUCUUUUAAUUUCUUCUUCCUAGACCACCAAGCCUUUUAAUGAUCAAAUGUGUUGUGAUUUAGCAUCAUCAAUAUUUAUUAAAUUUUGAUUGCGUUCCAUUACAAUGUUCCUUGUGAGGCUGAUGAUACAGAAUUAAACAAUGACUGCAGUACAAAAAUAAGGAUCUAAAUCAACAUUUAUAAAAUAUUUCCCAUGGCAAACAGAUGCAUAGUAGUCUGUUGGCCAAGGCUUAGUUAAAAGGCUAAGCACCAAGCUAAUUGUAGAAGGGAACUGAAUGAUUAUCCUCAAGGGUUCCAUUUGGAUUCAAAAUCAGAGUGACAUGGUAAAAGUAAAAAAUCUUUUUUCAUGUAAGGAAUAAAGCAGUUUGUAGCAACUGGAAAAGCUCACUGCUAAGGAUCACAUCAGUCUUUAUAUCUUAUUUAUUUUUGUAUACCUGAGGCUUAUAAGAUUAUUAAAAAACUACAAUAAAUUGAUGCAUGCAAUUGCAAGAAUAAUAGCAACUUUAAAAAGAAAUGGCAUCAUCAAAAGUUGGAAGAUUAAAAUACAAGUCAGAACAGAGAUGAGAAUAAAACAAUUAUUCCAAUACCAGAAAUCUUUCAGGUGCCAGGUGAUUCCCCCCCCCCCAUCUGUAGGUUGGAACCAGGGAAGUGCAAGCUGAUUUCUUCUCGUGGAACAGGGUGUUCUCACUGAAAUAUGAUUUUGAGGAUUGGGGGACCCUCCAGAAUGGCUUGGGAUGGAGAGUAGGGUCCUGCAGUGUGAAGGAAGAAUCACUGGAAUUAGAGGAGGGGCACAUUUCAUGGGUGGAAGUGCCUUUCUGCUCAUGCAAAGCACAUUUGAAUCCAACUCCUUGAUGGUAGCAGGCAAACUCCUACAUCUGAAGAGGGUAUUCUAUAAAUGUACCACCAGAGAAGACUCCCAUCACCAGCUUAUUCAGUUGUUGUUGGUUUUUUUUAAGCACACAUUACCAGUGGUGCUUAAUUUUUGUCAUGCUAUUUGUGGAUCUUCAUGAUAAUUUGAUUCCAUUGUGUUCCCUAAUUUUAGUCCGGAGGGAAAGAUUAAGCAGUUGGAAAAAAAAGUGAACGAGUUAGUUGAAGAAAGCUGCAUUGCUCACAGUUGUGGAGACUUAAAGUUGGUAAGUCAUAGCCUUUCAUUUAAGCUGCUGCUUUCAGCUUAGUUGGCAUACUGAUAGCUGAAGCAUAUGAGAUGGCUGCCACAAAGAAGCAUUCCGUGAACAUCCCAUAACAUUGGAAGUCAUUUGCCACACAAAUUGGCCCAUUCAUUUGUUAGAGAUAACACAGUGGUGGUGCACUUGUGCAGAGCCAUCAAUCACUGACUCCCUUGAGUUAAGAUAGACUUAUAUGCAAGUAUGUUUAUAUGUGAUGGAUUGUACAUGAAACACUUAAAUUGACUAGCACUUCACCACUGGCCACUGGCCUGUCUAUUUCAGACACAGUACAUUUCCUCCUGGAAGAAAUGCAGCUUGUUUCUGUUCUCAAAAUGCAAUUCUUAGAACCCAGGCCAUGGAAACUCUCCUGGCUAUUUAGUGUUGUUAAACUAUAUAGAGACAGAUGUAGAUUGUUUACUAGCUCCCUGGUGUGUGUGUGUAUUUGUCCCUAAAGAAACACUAUUGAAUUUAGCCAGAAAGUACAAUGAGAGCUGCAAUUUCUACUAUAUCUCCAAUUUGAUCAUUCUUUCUAUGUGAAUAUGCUGUUUCUUGUUCUUUUACUGUUCUUCCACUUAUUGUCUUUAUGUAUGCUAUAAAAAUGUGCUUGUAUAAGUUUGUAUAAGUGAAAAUAAAUUGUUUCAUACAAUGUUUUCUAAAGAAGGGCAGAAGGUGCUACUGAAAUGUGAUUUGUUUCUUUAAGGCUCUUGAAAAGGCGAAAGAUGCUGGAAGAAAGGAAAGAGCUUUAGUAAGACAACGUGAACAAACUAUGUCUCCUGCCAACAUCAACCUAGAUCUUACUUACACUGUAAGUACUUGUCUAUUUAGCAGAUCAGUUUCUGUCCUACCCUUUCUCAAGGACUUGAGGAAGGUAAUGACAGUUCAGGGGGAAAAAUAUGUACAAGAAGAACAGUAUUCCAGUUUAUCAAAUAGAGUGCAUGUCUAAAAUGUGAAGAAUAUUCACAUGUGAAUGCUGACACUCGGAUGAAUUUUGUAAAUGCCUAAAAUUAGAACUAUACAUUGUCCUGCCUCUACGAUGUUAAUUCAGCCACCUGGGAUCUAGGGGGAUUUAGUGAAGGAAGGGAGGGAGACAAUGCAUCCCUGAAAUACUGUCUUCUCCAUAGUGAAGCCAGUUGCUGGUGUUGUCAUUCCAUUAUGCUGCUGCUGCUUCUGGCUCCUCCAGGGGGCAGCUACUCUCUUGCUACUAUGCUGACUGAUGCUUCAUUUGUGAUUAUGAAAUUCAAAGUUGGUUGUUUCUAUCAUAUGAUGUAAAUGUUCUCACUUAUUUUCUUUCAGGUGCUCUUUAAUUUGGCCAGCCAGUACUCUGCUAAUGAAAUGUAUGCAGAAGCAUUAAAUACCUAUCAGGUCAUAGUGAAAAACAAGAUGUUUGUCAAUGGAGGUAGGUUACAUCUACAAAACCCAAACAUUCAAAUCAGUUAUUGGGUACAUCCUAGGAGAUGGGGACUCUUGGUCAUUGUCUUUAAUUUGCAGUCAAACGAGUGAGAAGUGAGAAUCGGCAGCAUCUCCUGAUCCAACUCUGAAUUCUGAUUGUGUUAUUGUGAUUAGUUUGAAAUCUGAAGUCAUAUAUAUUUGUAAACUUACAAAUUCUGUACAGAUGCCAAAUACUGGUUGCUUUCAGCUAAGAUGACUUUAUACUGCUAUAGUUUGUUUCCUUCAAAAAUAAUUUGAUAAAUUCACAACCUCCCUCUUUUCAAAGUCACGUUUAUUCCAAACACAAAUGCACUUUUGGAGUCAAUUCAGAUUUUCCUAUUAGGUUAAAACAUGCAGGAAAAGGUACUGGGAACAAGUCCAAACCUACCCCAGCCUGCCUGCUCCCCCCUGCGCUGCCACUGCUCCCCACUUUCCCUUGGUAGAAGCCAGGUUAAGAGUAGAUUCAAGCUAGUUUUGUGCUGGGCAAGAAGUUGCUUUUUACUCAAGGAGAAUGGGCAACAGGAGAGUUUAUGCUAUCCUAAGGCCUGCCACUACACUCCUUAACCUGGCAGAAAAUGAACCAGGCUUUUUUAUGCCUUUGCUUGUUGCCACCAAUAGUAGUUUCCCAUUUCAAGCAAUCACGUAAUCAUUUCGCCAGCAGAUUGCUCAUCCUUGCCCAGUAAUUUAAAGGCUGCAGAUUCAUCUGUAUCCAAGGUAUAGAUUUUCUGCAUGUAACCCGAGUAAAAUCCUGUGCGAGUCAUGGGAUACAUCUGUGUCUCAUUCUGUGCAUUGUUUAAUAGGCAUGCUGAAGGUGAACAUGGCAAAUAUUUAUUUGAAGCAGAGAAACUAUUCAAAAGCUAUCAAAUUUUACCGAAUGGCUCUAGAUCAGAUUGCAAGUGUCCAUAAAGAAAUGAGGUGAGUUCCAACGAGAAUAACUUUGACAUUAUUUGCUUACAAUAAUGUGAUAAAAACAGUUAGAAAAAACUUUAUAAUAAGUUAUAAAAACAAAAAUUGCCUAAGGAGGUCCACCAGGCUUGGUUUCUUCCUGUUUUUUGGAGGCUAGUUCAGACGUUUCUGUGUAGACGGGUUUUCAAUUGAUUUAACUUCUGCCUUUGUUUUAUCUUGGGGCCAAAGUUUACAUGAUGGAGGCAGUCAUGCCUGUGCAUUCACCUAUCUGCCCUCUUCAUGUAUAAUGUUCAGAGGAGGAGUGUCUAACAUUAACAAUAUACAAAUUUAGUAUUUAUUAUUACACAAAAUAAAUAAAUAAAUAGCAUUAACAGCAACAUGUGAACAUGGAUGAGAGCCAGGUUGCACUCUUGUUGCAUCUCCAUUACUUUGGGCAUUUUUCUUCCACUCUACUAGCAGUGAGCCAAGCUGGGAAAUACCAAGGGAGGUAAAGUGGGGAAAGUUUCAUCUCCACUCACAGCCUGCCCUUUUAAUAUAAAUCAUUGGCAUUAUAAUCAUCAUCUUCCUACCCUACACUCCUAUUUAUGGUUAAAUGGGGCUGACACAUGGCUGUUUUUGGCCUAGUUUGGCCCUUGACUGGUUGCUGUUUUGUUGUUUAUAAUAUUGAUUACAUUGUUUAAAUUGCAUCCAUUGCAUUUGAACUGAAGUGUAAGUCGAACUACUAGUAGUAUUUUUCAAUCUACUCCUGUACGAUAAGGUUCUAAUGGUUAUUUACUUAUUUAGGAUUAAAAUAAUGCAGAACAUUGGAGUCGCAUUUAUUAAAACUGGCCAAUAUACAGACGCCAUUAGCUCAUUUGAGCACAUCAUGAGCACAUCACCAAACCUAAAAGCAGGCUUCAACUUGAUCCUUUGCUAUUUUGCUACUGGAGACAGAGAACAAAUGAAAAAGGCUUUCCAGAAAUUAAUUGCGGUGCCACUGGGAAUUGAUGAUGACGACAAAUACAUUUCACAAGGAGUAAGUAGGAGCAAAGUUAUAUCUCCAAUUCAUAGGGCAAAUAAGCUUGAGAUGUUGAUUACAGGGGUUCUUUGUUGGUAUAUUCCAAUGGUAGUGUUGGUUCAAAUCCCACAUGUGCCAUGCUGAGGUGGGGAUGAGCUGCAUAGCUUAGGGCUGUUGGUCUAGGGCAGGGGUGGAGGCCCUUGAGCUGGGGGAGGGGGCCACAUCUCUUCCCUUUGGGAAUUUCCCCUCCCCAGGCCACAACCCUCACUGCCCUUGUUUGAAUGCUUUGGGGUGAAUGGAUUGCAGUUCUGAACUGUGAUGAUGCCUCUUGCUUGUCUGUGGAAGGGAUAACGUGUUUAGAAACUCCAACUUUUGCAUAUUUGCAAUGCAGUCUAUUGUAGUUCUUUCAGCAUUCUGUUACCAACAGUGACCAACCAGAUGCCACUGAGAAAACCAUAAGCAUGGCAUGCAAGCAACAACUCUUUCCUCUUGUUGUCCCCUUUGGGGGGGGAAGUAAUUAUUUUUCUGAUAGAAAGUAUGACAUGUAAUGUACUGUAGUUUACAGUCUGUUCUAAUAUGUGUAUGUGGGUUUGUAUACAUCCUUGUCUGCUGAUGAUGUAGCUGUAGUGAAUAGACAUUUAUUUGCCUUAUUUAGGAUGAUCCACAUACAAACCUACUGAUUGAAGCUAUUAAAAACGACAGCUUGCGGCAAAUGGAGCGUGAAAGGUAAAGUUUGAAGUCCUUUCAAAGUUGCACCAUCAUAGUGUGUUCUAUGAAUGUGUGGAACAGCUGAGCAGAGGUCUGGUCUAGAUUACUGAUUAAGCAAAUAUUGAACUCUCAGCUUUUUUUUCUUUGCCAUCCCCGUUUUUCUAUGUAACUUCAAGUACCCAUGUUCAGUCCUAUUUGAGCUUUUUGUUUAGCUUUGCUUUUCUAUUUUUAUUUUUUACACUUCUGCAAACAUAUGGUUUUCCCCAAGUCCCUCUUGUGUGUGGAUGGUACUCCUUUGGCUACAUAAGGAUCCAGACUCAAAGAAUGAGUUCACCAUUACUAUAUAGGAUGUAGACACUACUACUGUUAAUGCAUCGGAUGAAGUGCUCUGUAUAGUUCACAAAUGCUUAUGCCAUAAUAUAUCCAUUAGUUUUUAAGGUGCCGCAAGACUCUUGGUGUUGUGUUCUGCUUCUAUAUGUUUGUGAUAUUUGUUUGAAAUAAUUUCUUGUUCUUUAAAGGAAAGCUACAGCAGAAAAGUAUAUCAUGACAGCUGCUAAAUUAAUUGCUCCAGCGAUUGAAACAUCAUUUGCUGUAGGCUAUGAUUGGUAGGUGGCAUUUUUUUCAGCUGAGUUGCCUUUCUCAGAUCACUUAUCUCAGAAAACUCACAUAUUAGUCAGUGGUUCACCAACUACAGCCUGUAGUAGUUUGGCCCAAGCUAUGUAUACCAUUUUCCGCUUGUAUUACAUUUCACCAAAGCAACUAUCUGUAAACAAACAAUAAAUGUCCCUAAAAAUGGCAAAAGUGUCUUUCCCAAAUCAGUUUUAUCUUAAACAAUAGCAAACACAGUAAAUAAAUAAUUCACUUGUAACUUGUAAUAUUACAAGUGAACUCUUUAUUUACUGUGUUCGCUAUUGUUUAAGAUAAAACUGAUUUGGGAAAGAAACUACUUUUGCCGAUUAUAUGGAUGUUUAUUGUUUGUUUACAGAUGAUAUUAUCUUGGUGAUAUUAUCUUGUGUCGAUUGCAGUAAUCAUUGUAUCACCACCCUGUUCAUUGUUUUCUUGUAUUACAGUUCAUCAUUUUAAAAUGUGGCAAUUCCUAAAGGUUUAAAUGUUAAGCUCUUAAUUCAGCAACCACAUUUUUUUCUCCCUAGGGUUACAAUGAAACAAGUCACAGUUAAUUCAUAGUAUACUUGCCUGUCAGACCUCCAGAGUGUAAAUCCUAAUCUGAGAAGUGGUAAUGAGCUAGGAAAUCCCUGGUUCAAAUCACACCACAGCCAUAAACGUCCUCAUUGGCCUUUGGCAAGCAGCUAUCUCUCAGUCUCAGUCUGAAGUAUAGUAAUAUUGCAAUAGUAAUAAUACUGAGCCACCAUACAGGGCUGCUAUAAGUCAGGCCUGUGGAAUUUUUCACUUGCCAAGAUAGACUCAGUGCAUUAGCCUGUUAAUAGACCACCAAGUGUAUAAUAAGCCCCUGUUGCCUGUUUGCAACUGUAAACAAGCACGUAGUUUGUUUGGAUCCUAAAACCAAUAUAUUGGAUUCGCCUGUAACUGAUGCUUGGCAAAAACUGUACAGUUGCUUUCUUGACUUAGAGAGGCUCACUGCAACCAAUAAUUUCUCUGUUUUUUUAUUCUGCUCCAGGUGUGUAGAAAUGGUAAAAGCUUCUCAGUAUGUGGAGUUAGCCAAUGACCUGGAAAUCAAUAAAGCAAUUACAUAUUUGAGGCAAAAGGACUUUAAUCAGGUAUGAUAGUGUACAUAGCUUCCCCCUUAUUUUAUCCUUACAACCACCCUGUAAUGCAGAUUAGGCUUCAAAUGUCUGACUACCCCAGGCACCCUGACAAUCUGUGUUCUAAGCAGUGGCAUUUGCCACCAAUCACUGCUUGCUUUCUUGGAGAUCAUAGAAUCAUAGGAUUGUAGUUAGAAGGGAUCCCUAGGGUCAUCUAGUCCAGCCUCCUGCAAUGCAGGAAUCUCAUACAUGACAGAUGCCCAUCCAACCUCUGCUUAAAAACCUCCAAGGAAGAAAAAUCCACCACCUCUCAUGGGAGUCUGUUCCAUAGUCAAACAGCUCUUACUGUCAGAAGGUUCUUCCUGAUGUUUAGUCAGAAUCUCCGUUCUUGUAACUCGGAUCCUUGCAGUUAUUCCAGGUAGCCAGUGGGAAAAUUUUUGCUGUGCUCCUUGGCGCUGUGGGUUAAACCACAGAGUCUAGGACUUGCCGAUCAGAAGGUCGGCAGUUCAAAUCCCCACAACGGGGUGAGCUCCCGUUGGUCGGUCCCUGCUCCUGCCAACCUAGCAGUUCAAAAGCACGUCAAAGUGCAGGUAGAUAAAUAGGUACCGCUCCGGCAGGAAGGUAAACGGCGUUUCCGUGCGCUGCUCUGGUUCGCCAGAAGCGGCUUAGUCAUGCUGGCCACAUGAGCCGGAAGCUGUACACCGGCUCCCUCGGUCAAUAAAGCGAGAUGAGCACCGCAACCCCAGAGUCGGUCACGACUGGACCUAAUGGUCAGGGGUCCCUUUACCUUACUAAGCUUGCCUCUUAACUACUGCAAGGUCCAGGGCAAGCUGCACUCAUUCUUGCCCUUGUUAACAAGUGAUACCAUAAUGAAAUAAAAAGUGUGCCAGCUACACACUGAUAUUAUAGGAAUACUGUGGUUGACACUGAGAUAGUGGGCAAAUCAACUGGCUAUAUUUGACUGGUCCUUCAACCAAAGUGCUAACUCUUGAUAGGAUUGGUUUGUGUAAUGUGUCUGUCCUAAAUGUGUCUCUUCCACUCAUACAUUUAAUUCAUUGGUGUUCAGCUCAGCUUAUCUCAAUGUUUAUCAAAAUGUUACUUUUCCUUUCCUUUUAAUUAUUCCUUUCCUUCUUUUGUACUAUCUCUCCCGUUUUGUUUGGUACUGUAAGUAUGAAGAGGUAGGUACUAUACCAAUACCUAUUACAAGAUGAAAUUUGCAUAGGUUUAGUGUAGUUUGUCAGUCUUUCAAAGAAUUUGCAGCACUUAAUGACUGGGUAAAGAUGAAUUGUCUCUUGCAUUCUCUUCUCCUGCAGCUCAAGUCCAGCUUUCCCCACCUAAAUAUGGCAUUAACUGUCCAGGGAACUGAAUGCUGAUUCAGCAGUCAUGUUUAUUAGGGUUGCCAUACAUCCAGAAUUUCCAGGACAUAGCUGGGAUUCGGCCGUUGGAAACAGCAUCUGGACGGAAAGUGGUUAAAUGUCCAAGAAAAUCUGGACGUAUGGCAACUCAUGAUGGAAGUGUAGAUUCUGGCAAAUGUCCUUUAAAAUAGCUCAAAACUUUUUUUUAAAAAAAGUGUUGCAUGUACAUUUAUUAUUUAUUUACUUUAUAAUAAUUAAAUGCACAGCCAUAGCCAUACCCAUAGAAAGAGCUGAAUCUGUUUUUAAAUUUGAAAAACUGCUUCAGGGAGGGGAAGGAAGGUGGACUACUGAUGUCACUGGCUUCCAACCAAUCAGCACUCUGCACAGCCAUCUUGUGCUGUACACACACAGAAGUGGUUUCCUCUGGGCUCCAUCUGCGAGAAAGGCUGUGCUGUACUUCUAAAACAUAAGUCUGAAACAAAGCACUGUGAGCGUGCUUCUGCCGCAGACUCUGUACGCAUCCUCCUUCCGCUAUUAAUUCUUAGUAAAUUCAGGUCCUUGGUUAGGCAAGGUUCCAUAUGCAUUGCCAUAGUUUUACUGUAGCUGCAUUGUUUUAGUUCUGUCGCUUUAUUGGUAGCAAUCUAGGUGUGUAUCUUCUACAACUCAUGCUGUAGUUCAUUUGCUCAUUAUUGGUGCUUUCCCAUUUUCUUAUCCUGAAAGAAAUUAUAUCUUUGGGGAGGUUUUCAGGAAGCCACUUGAGCACCAGAGGUGAAGAAACCAUGCAAAAACUGUCCUUUGAUGGCUUUUGGCUUCACGGCCCAGGGUUGCCUUUCAAAUUAUUUCCGACAUGGUUGUUUAAUUAUUGUCAGUAAAAAUGAGGGGAGGUGUAGAAUAAAAAGCAACCUCCACUUAGCUUCAGGGUUGUUUAACACAAUACUUAUUAAUAAUUUUAACACCUCUGUAUAGAAAAAUGACAAGUACAGCAAAUUAUAACACAUUUUUAUUUUGCUAUGUGUAAACACAGUUUUUCCUGUAGGAAAAUAUUUUUCAUGACACUACUGGCUGUAUUCCGACAUAAUAAUGGGUUAGUGCUACACUCUAGCUUAGAAUUACGUCCAGAUGAGGGCAAUGGAAGGAAAACGAUGAUUACUGAUCAGGGGUAAGCCCUGGUAUCAACCAGUUUGAAAUAAAAUAUAAUAAAUGGAUAGUAUUUCUAGCAAGCAGCAUUCACUUUGCAAGAUAAUCUGUUAUUUAGAAGGGAAGGUCUGUAGCUAAGUGGUGGAGCAGGCAGAAAUCACUGGCAUUUCCAGGUAGAACUGGGUAAAGUCUCUGUCUCAACCCCUGGAGAGCUGUUUCUGACUUGGGUAGAUAAUACUGAGCUAAAUGGACCAAUGGUCUAUCUCAGUAUAUGGCUGUUUUGCUCAAUUUCCCAUGUUCUUGCAUCUUAUUGAGAAAUUUAGAUGGCGAGAGUGACUUAUUGAUGAUUGGACUUUACUUAGUAUGCUAACUCUUGCACUAUACUUACUAUACUGACUUGUUAUGAUUACCUAAAAUGUUUCAAUAACGGUUUUAUACUCAAGUCCCUAUUCCCAUUAUUUGGACACAAGUCUUGUGACUAUAACAGAUUUGAUUUGGAUAGGUGUGUUUAGGAUUAUAGCCAGAUAUUCUUGGCGAUAAACAAAAACCCAUGGUUGAGAGCUUCCAUAAAACCUAAGCUUAAGUCACGCACAUCUGAAAUGCUUUCCCCCCGCACCUCUGAAAUUAAUGGUUUCUUUAGAUAAUUCAUUGUAAUGAGAAAAAUGUUCUGCUAUAGUAGAAGUAUGGACUUCCUAAGUGGUUUGCUGGGGAGCAAUAAACUUGAGCUAGCCCCAUGUGUUUUGCAUAUGCCCUCUUUUGCACCUCAUAAAUUAAGACAGUAAUGCACUUUGUGCUGGAAACUGUAAACCUAAAAUAUACUUAAAUUCUUGGCUUGCUGCUUUAAGGUACAUUCACUUUAUAGUAAGUAACUGAAUUUCUGUGCUCCAUAAACUUCUGUGUAGGAGAAAAUGGAGCCUGGUGAAUUGUAACAAGUAUUUUUAUAUUGUAGGAAAAAAAUGAGUCAAACUGAAACUGAAAGAAGUAUAACUUUCCAAAGCAAUUUCGCAUUUUGGUGGUGGCUGAUAUGAUUAUGAUCUAUAUUUUUUCAGCAAAUUUUGGAACCUUCUUUUAAAAAGCAAUGAAUUGCAUUUAUUUUAAUUCCUUCUCCAUGCACCAACAUAAUUUAAGUUCUAAAUGUUUAAAAACAAAGCACUUUGUUAAGAAUACUUGUGCCUAGUGUAAAUCCAAAUCCAAUAGUACUAUAUUCUUUCUCCACAUAGUAGAAAGUAGAGGAAACUUUGCUGAGGAGGAAGGAAAAGAGUUAUUGUUGGGCUGCUUGUUUUUGUUUUUUUUAAAGUAGAGAUGUGCUCUAAAGCACUGCAAAGCUGGUAUGCACAGCUCUCGGUUCUUGUUAAAUUUAGCAAAAUUAAGCACCUGGAAGAACAGCAUUAUAUGUCUGUCUGCUGUGGCAGAAUUUUACAUAAUUAAUUACCUAAUCAUUAUGUUAUUCCACGCUAUUCAUUUCAGCACAAAGGAAUCACAAUGCAAUUGGAAAAGAAGUGAUCAAUGACAUAUUAUUUGCGGACAAAAAACAACAGCAGCAAAUACUGAUCAUAUGUGCAGGAUUGAUUUCUUUCUCAGACACGAAUAAGCAAACAUCAACAAUUUUCACUCCCAUUUCCAUCAGAAUUCUCUGACAUCCCUAGUUACAUCCACACUGUAGUGACAUUCUCUGUUGCUGCUGCCCACAAAUUCCCCCACUAAGGAUCAGGGUGCCAAAAAUGCAGCCAUGAGUUGGCGUCAUCAAAAUCCAGUAAUUAUUUUGAAAACAAAUCACUUCAAGAACCUUGCAUUUGUAAUACAAAAUGCAUACAACAAAUUAAUUUGUUUUAAAUUAAUGAUUCAGUGAUGUCUACAAAUUUAUUUAUUAAAAAUAUGAUUCAGGAUGGAAAAAUAUAGUGUGAAUCCAGAAUAAAAAUGUACUUAUCCUGGUUUCUUAAGACUGGUCAUUGACCAUAAUAAUAAAGAUUUGAUUUGAUUUGGUUAAAACAGCAUAAAAUAAAAAUGCAAUAAUGCCUAAAGCUAUUCAUUGUUAAAGAUCUCAGUGCUCCUUAUCUUGAGACAUACUGUAGAUCUGUUUAAUAGCUACUGAACUUACAUGGCUUUCCUCAGAUCACUCUGGGACGUAAAAUUUCCAGUGCAUAGUUAUGCACGUUUACUCAGAAAUCUGUUCCUUGCCCCUUCUUCCACUGAACUUCAGGAAACAGGGCUUGACUGUAGUAUGUAGGCUUCUAAAUGCAUUUACUUGGGGAAAAGUCGCUUUUGAUUUUAUUGGAGCAUCUUGAGUAUUAAUGAGUUUCUGAUUGCUAUCAAAUGUAUUUUAUUCUGUGAUCUUAAACAUGACACAUACUAUCAUGAUUUAUGAUGUUACACUGACAGAUAGACACUAUAUCCUAGCCUAAGCGUUUAUUUUGCAUUGCUUCUCACUACAGAAAAAGUGCAGCAGCCCCAGUUUGUUUGAAUGGUUUAACAACGUGAGUCACUUUAUUAUUACUUGCUUCUAGGCUGUGGAGACUUUAAAGAUGUUCGAAAAAAAAGAUAGCAGAGUUAAAAGUGCAGCUGCAACGAACCUUUCGUUUCUUUACUUCUUGGUGAGUGAAUGCGUGGUGGGUGUAUUUCAGUUAAUUUACUUAAUCCAAGUCUGAGAGCAUGUGGCCCCUUUGGAUUUAAUAUAUUUUGUCUUAAAUUCAAUUAGUAGUGGUUUCGAAGAUAAUUGUUGAACACAUUUAUUUGAAUUAGAAUGUUAAAACUGCCAACUCAGCUUCAUUUUAAUUGUUUCUUAUGGUUGCAUCCAACAAAGUCGCCCUACUUCUGCUUGUGCAAUGGGACUUUCUUUCCUCCAUUCCCUCACUCAAAAAACCCCCUUCUGCUCUGGAAGUUUGGGAAAAACCCCAGAGAGGAGAGGAAGGAAGUUCCAUUGUGAAGGUAGAAGCCCUUGUGUUGACAGAAUACAUUCAUUGGAUACAACUCUUAAUAUUCUAACACUUGGAUAUAUUAUUCUAAUACCAACACUGCACAUUUUGAGAAGCUCAGACUGCAUUAACUGAAUAAAAACUCAUCAAGAACUUCAGUAGAAUCUUGAUUUCACUUAAUGUAGCCCACAAAUGUCCAUGACGAACCUGUCGCAGUGCCAUAGACCUCUCUGUAAAAACAAAAAAGAAUAAUGAGUUCAUUGUGAUCUUUAAAGUGCACUGUGGUGUUAUGACAGUUGUCAUGACAGAACAGACCUCUUCAGAUGCCAGAAGUAGACUGAAAAUGGAAAAGGCAGAGAAUAUUAUUUUAAUAUUGCCUGCCUGCCUAAGAUGUGAUCAGUGCAUUGUUGAAGCUCAUCAGACUAAUUGUGUAUGAUAAGAGCAGUAGAGGACAAGGGAAGACACGAGCCAGCGCCUGCUUUUUCCCUCUCUCACAUCCAGUGGUGCAGGAAGAGGGGCAGGGGGGCGGUUCCAUCCCUGAAGGGGGAGACAUCGCCGCGGGCGCCGCCAUUGGGAUGCUCUUGCAUGGGCAACCGCUGCCCCCAUUGUGGCACUUGUGCACGAGCAGCACCCCCAUUGGGAUGCUCGUGCAGGUGACAUGCCACGCCCCCCCGCUCCAGGUGCCAAAGCCCCUAGCUCCGCCACUUCCCACAACCCACCCGAAGAAAUGAUAAUGCAGAUAACACACACCUCUUGGGUGGCUUGUGUAGUUUAGGACAUUGCCCAUGGAGUCAUGGAUGCUGGAUUGGAGCAUAUACCCUGAACAAUAGCUCUUUGUCUGGACUUCCUAGAUUUGGUUAUGGACAUCAAGAGCCUUGAGACAUAAAGGAAGAGAAAAACUAUUAAAGUCCCUUUCCCAAAAUUUGCUAUAGGAUAGAAGGUUAUUUGGAAUGCUGAUGUUAAGCUUGUUUCCCAGGUUUAAUAGUAAAUGGAAUUUAAUGAUACAUUUUUAAUGAAAUUUCAGAAACAGAAUCUCUCCCAUCUCUAAUUUGAUCAAUGUACUGCUUGUGCCAGCAAAGUAUUGAGGAUGCAAAAUGGCAACUGCUUAAUUUGUAUUGUGUUUAAUUCAGGAAAAUGAAUUUACACAGGCAAGCCACUAUGCAGAUUUAGCAGUAAAUUCUGAUAGAUACAACCCAUCUGCUCUCACAAAUAAAGGAAAUACGAUCUUUGCAAAUGGAGACUAUGAGAAGGCAGCAGAGUUCUAUAAGGAAUCUCUAAGAAAUGAUUCUUCGUGCACUGAAGCGCUUUACAACAUUGGUAAGUCUAAUAUACUUUAUGAUAAAUUUUGUGCUUGACAUUCUGGUUAUUAUAUGUAUCCUUUUUAGAAGGGAUUGAGGGACUACUUUUGAGCUUUAUUAUAUCCUUCUGAUUAAAGCUGUAUUAACUAACGAAAUAGUAGUGUGUGAUAUAAUUGUAAUUGUCUGACUUUAGAAUCUGCUGUCCACACCGAUGCUGAGACAGAGUUUCUGUCUGAGCAAGUUUUCUUAUCUCUUUCAACACUGACAUAUUGUUGUGCUUUUAACUGGGGUGAGGGGACACGAGAGGUACCCCUUCUUUUUUAAUGUUUAUGUAUUGUUGUUUAACUAAUGUGCCUUUACACCAGCUUCUUGUACAUAGGAUUGCUCCCUUAUUUCAUUUUCCAUAAUAAACAUGUUCUUAAAUUUCUGCUUCUUCGUCUUAUGAAUCAAUGAGAUUUGAAUCUUCCCGUUUAGAUGACCUUUGUUUUUAGGUUUAACAUAUAAAAAGCUGAACAGGUUAGAUGAGUCAUUGGAUUCUUUUCUGAAGCUUCACGCUAUCCUUCGAAACAGUGCCCAGGUUCUCUUCCAAAUAGCAAGCAUGUAUCUUUUCAACAAUUAUAGAAUCAAUCAUAUUACACACUAAAUCCUCUGUGUGUCUUUAUAAUGUAAUAAAGAUCUUUUUGAAGGAAGGGCGGGAUACAGAAUUUAUAAAUAAAUAAUAGUAAAGUGUAUGAUUACCUGAAGAUUGCAGUUAAAUUCCCAUGCGUCAGACUCACAGCGAGAAGUUCCUUAACUGGUGGUACUUCAGAUAUGAAUUAAUGGAGGAUCCUAAUCAGGCCAUUGAGUGGCUUAUGCAACUCAUCAGUGUUGUUCCAACGGACUCACAUGCAUUAGCAAAGCUUGGAGAACUCUAUGACAGUGAAGGAGAUAAGUCUCAGGCUUUUCAAUAUUACUACGAGGUAUGUGCUUUUGCCUUCUGCAAUAGGCAUACAAUGCAAAGGAACGCAUGCUAGCUUAAACUGAUGCUUUGAAAAGGAAAUUGUAUAUAGUAGACAUUUUUAUAUAAAGUAGUAGCUAUGUAAGUGUUGAAUCUAGUUUGAUGGUCACAUUCAAGUAUACAUACGGCAUAGGUCCCAAUAUGACUAAUCCAACCCUCUGGGUUGGAGUCAGAGAACAAUAAAUAGCAGAGCUCUUACAACUUCCCUCUCCCAAUUUGCUACAGUCCCCUCUGUAAAUGUGUAGGGUGGGGUACAGGGGGCUUCAGUGGUAUGGGAAAAUCAGAGAACUUUGUCGGGGAUGUAAUUCAGAAGGAGAAAUAUCUUUCUGUUUGCACAAUACAGUCAAACUUCAGUUGUCGAACAUAAUUUGUUCCAGAAGACUGUUUGACUUCCGAAACAUUUAAGAACCGAGGCGCGGCUUUCGAUUGUUUGCAAGAGCUUCUUGCACUCAAGCGGAAGCUGCGUUGGACGUUCGGGUUCUGAAAAACUGGAGGAUUUACUUCUGGGUUUUUGGCAUCCGGGAGCCAAAAUGAGCUGUUGAAGAACUGAGGUUUGACUGUAUUUUUUUUGAUACAUAUAUAUGAAUGAAAGAGAAUUAGAUACAGUUUCCUAUGAGCUGCAAUAUUCAAAUAAUGGCUCUCUUUUUAAUUCCUUGCUUUUAGCUGUAGCAUCAACUAAAACUUUCCUACUGCAGCUGUAGCAUCAACUAAAACUUUCCUACUGUGUGGUUCUUUUAACCGCACAGUGGCCCUUUGAAUCACCAUUCUCAUUCUGUUCUUCCUCCUGGCAGCGGCCUAUAGCUAUGUUGUUGUUUUUUGCUUGCACAAGGAGCAGCACGUUCUGUAUUAUUAUUUUUUUAAAAAAUCAUAACAAGAAUGGAUUUGAUCUGAUAUUUUAGCUUUUAGGGCAGCAGUCCUAAACACACUAGGGGAGUAACUCCAUAGAGCAUACUGGGAUGUUUUUACCAUGUGGAAGUGCAUAGGAUUGCACUGUAGAUGUAGCUUAUUGUUGUUGUUUUUUAAGUCAAGACAACUAAAAAUAUUUUUCAAUUGCCAAUUUUACCUUUCAAAAUAUAAAAUACACUCCUCCAACAGAUUGGCAGGAAACCUGUCCUGAAUACAGCUUUUUUCAAAAUUGUAAUGUAAAUGAAAAAAUAAAUUAUAUAAGAAAAUGAAGGUACUUUGUGGAGUGUAUCUUUAGUUUCACAAAAUAAAAAUGUUUGAAAAUAGGACAUGCAGAAACCUACCUCAGCAAAGUUUUCUAAAAUGUCUUUUUGCUAUUUCCAAAACCUGCCACAUUUUCUUUAGGGAUUAGUUAGUGUAUUAGCACACUGCUCUCAUUCAUAAAUUACAUGUUUUCAGCAUCUGGAGGAUUAAACACAUAAAUGAGUAAGAUAUUCCGAAAGCAGAAUAAAUAUGUUGUUUAUCACUAAUGUUGUAUUUCUUCCACCUUCUUUAUUUUGUCAGUCCUAUCGGUAUUUCCCUUCAAACAUUGAGGUCAUUGAAUGGCUUGGAGCCUAUUACAUUGACACACAAUUUUGUGAAAAAGCCAUUCACUACUUUGAAAGAGCAGCACUUAUUCAGUAAGCAACCAUUCAUGAUGUUGUUAUUUUUGUUGUUGUUGAGUGUUUAGACCAGUAUCAUUUGUAAGAGGACUUUCUGCAGUACACUUAUAUUGGACAUGGGGGAAGCACUUUGAUAUAUAUUUAUGUAUUAUGCUACAUGUAAAUUAUGGAGUAAUUUGUUUGGAGUUUUAAAGGAAGGAAUUCUAAGACUUCAGCUUAAGCCGAAACGCAGCACUGAGCAAAUGCAUCUACAUAGGUGAUCUUCAUGUGAUCAGAAGGUUUGAUUACUCUGGAUGACUUUUUUUCCUAGGACUGCAUUCAUAAGAAACAGGAGGCAACAUCCUUUAACAAUCCUAGCCUACCCAAAUAUGUUUGCUAUAUGAGAAAGUUUAGAUUUAUUUCCAGUGUUUGCUGCAAGCCACAUAAGAACAGCAACAGGAAUCACAGAGAGCAAGGGAGAUGCUUCAACCAUCAUGUCCCCUCCCCAGCAUCUCUCAUACCCACCCUCCCAAAGACAAAUUAAUUGCUUUGAUAAUUUUAAAUCAAGAAAUGUUUAGUGAGGACAAUAUACUAGAUAUAAAAAAGCUAUUGGACCUGGGAUUUGCUGCAGCUCAUACAUAAACCAAUAUUGAGCUACCUUGAUCAACGUUCUAACUUAGCCUGCAGCAGCCUCCUUAUUUUAUUUUUUAUAAUUCCCAUAAAUGCGUUUAAUUCUCACCAGCUGAAAUAGUUGAACUUCAGUGUGCUUAACAUUGGCUGGGACAAUAUCUUAUAUGUGAAAAGAAAAAAUGUUGGGCUCCAUCUACUAAGCAUACUGUACAAUCUUCAACAACGUCCUUGCCAGAUUAAAAACUGGCACGGUAACUUAAUCCCAAUGAAUACCAUAUUUCACCCUCAUGCUGGAAUCCAAGCAAGGAUUCAUUUGGGUAAAAAUUCACUUGGUGAAUAAUUUCCUUUAUACCCUUGAUGUUUAGAGCAAAGAUGCAUUUAUUUAAUUAAUAUCUUGCCACUCUUCGCAAGGGAGCUCAAGGCAGCAAACUAAAUAACUAAAUAGCAAAACAAUACCCAAAAAAAACCAUGUAGAAAAAUAAUUAUAUCUUAAAAACAUUGUAACAUUUUAUGAGUAACACUUUGGGAUAUUUACCUGCAGACCAACUCAGGUGAAGUGGCAAUUGAUGGUUGCAAGCUGCUUCAGAAGAAGUGGUAAGUCUCCUUUCGUAUCUCAUGCUGACUUUGAUCAUCACUUUGAUCUCACUGUUUCACAGUGUUUAACCAUUGCAGGCAAUCGGGAGGGUCUUUUUUUCAUCCUGAUCUUACGCACAUUUACUCAGAGAUAAGUUCAAUGGGACUUACUCCCUGAUAAUUAUGUAUACGAUUGCAGCCUUAAUAACUAACUGGUUUCAUUACGUGUUUUUAUUUUGCAUUUGAAUGCUUAAAGAGCGUGCUAUAAUGUUUGGACUAUUUGUAAAGUAGAUUAUUAAACAUCAGGGGUUGUAUUCAGCAAAGUUGACCCGUUAAUGCAAGGACUUCAGCCCGUGCAAAGGGAUUUCCUCUCCCUGUGCACCGCCAAUACAUUUUUGUGAGGGGGUUCUCCAACCCUCCAGAGCAGAUAGGGGGCGCAAACAGGAAGAGGAAGCAGGAGAGGAUGUCCUGUUGCACAGCUGCAAGUCCUUGUGCAAAUGGGACGACUUGGUUGUAUAUAACCUGUGAUCUCAUUUUCCACAUGUUUUUCAGGACAGUGGGUUUGGUCUUUCCUCAAUAGCUGUGGUACUGUCAAGGACCCUGUUGCCUGAAUAAUACUAACCCUGUAAUGGGGAGGGACAGCAUUCUUGUAUUAUUUGUUUACAAAUGGGUAACAAUAAAAAUGAUAUGUUUGACUAUCUAACAUCUUGAAUUCUGAUGUGACCAAAAUGCAGUUGAGAUGUAGGAAAUCUUUGAUCUCUUGGCAUAUUUUUCUUUAGUUAAAAUCAGCCAUGAUAGGGGUAGGAUAUGGAUUAGAGUUGCAAUGCUGUGGUGUUUAACCCUUUCCCUCCCCAUACCGUUUCCUGAAAUAAAUUGUCCUUCCAGAGCUACUCUUAACUGCAGAGGAUGAGGAAGACGGGUACCCACAUUUUCCCAUUCUGCAGCUAAUAACAGCUUUGGCAGAGCAGACAGUUUUAAGCAGUGACAGACUUUGGCCUUUAAAAUUUUAGCAGUGCCAAAAUCCCCAUCUCUCAUCUUCCAUUGUUUGUCAUUGUUGUGGCACCCCUGCAGAGCCCUCUCGGCUCAGAGCCCAGCGCGGGCAAACUGGUUGUGCUCCCCUAAAUCUGCUUUUUUUAAGUUGGGGAACACUGUGAUGGGAAAGAAUUAGACUCUCCCUCAGCCCUGCAAGCCAGUCCACCCCUUGCCCAAGCUAAGGGAUGCUGGAGAACCUCUGUUUCUCAUGCAGAGCUGUAGCUGGGGGCAGGCGAGUCUAGCCAGGGUUUCUGCCCUGGGUGAAGCCUCCAGAGGGACGCCAUUGAGGCUCCCAGCCUCCUAGCAUGUCUGGGCUGCAGACGGAGAGAAACAUGAAAAAGUGAACAGCAGCCACAAGCUCCAUCCUGAAGAAGGCUUAUUUACAAUGUGAUGCAGGGAGAAGGAGAGUUGGAAAAUCUGGAGAAGCUGCGUGGCUCUCCCCAAUAAAGAAGAUAGGAUGGCCUGUGGGUUUGCUACUGUGUGAGAAAUAAAUUUUGGAGGGGGGGGCGGGAAGCUGAGGAAGAGAAUCAGUUGGACUAGAUGAUCCUUGAGGUCCCUUCCAGCUGUACGAUUCCGUGAUCCCUUCAGAACUUUGAAUGUGUUUAAAUAGCUUUGGUUGAGUCAUUUUACAGUCUAUACAUGAUCUACACACAGGAAAGUAAGGGGUGUGUGAGCAUUUUUCCUGCCAGAGACAGUUCCCUGGCAAGCUCUGGUCAGCCCAGCUGCAUUAGGAAUGUAAUGGAAGGGCACUUUCUACUUUAGACUCGCAAAAAGCAUUUCUUCACCUUACACAGAACCUAAAAUGACUACAAAAUGUCUUUGACCCGGGUGACAGAAAACCUAGUUUUGGCCCUGUCUCAUGGUAGUGUCUCUGUGUGUUUUAUAUUACUAACAGGUAACUACCAAAAAGCUCUUGAUACCUACAAGGCGAUUCACAGAAAGUUUCCUGAAAACGCGGAAUGUAAGUGGUUUUAUAUGAUGCACCUUUUAUCCUAAGCACACUUUUUAUAUUGGAUAGUCUUAAGGCAAGGGGAGCCAAUAGCAUGGCCUCCAGAUGCUGUGGAUUUCAACUCCCGUCAUCCCUGACCUACUGACUAGGGAGCUGAAGACUGUACACAGCAUACAUUUAAAGCACUGCCCCUUCUCCAAAAGAAGGAUCUUGGAAAUGGUAGUUUACUCCUAACAAAGCUACAAUUCCCAGCAACCUUAACAAGCUACAGUACCCAGGAAUCUUUGGAUGGGGGGAGGGAUAUGUUUGAAACGCAUGGUGUAUAUGCAGUCUUUGUCUACAUACAACAACUGGAGGGCCCAUGUUGGCUACCCAUGUGCAAAGUAUCAAUACUUGCCUUAACACAGUGAUAAUCAUUAUCCAUUUGUGGCAGGUCAAUGCCAUCUAUGUUGCUUCUCAAAAUAAACCUACAGCCACCAGCCAUGCCCUCAUAUGGCUCUGUGGUUAGCGCAAAGCUCCUGCACGAGCAGGCUUCCCAGUGCUCUUCAAACAGAGGGAGCCUCUCCAUCUGAGAAUUUCCUGCUUUGGGGUAAAUAGGAAAGAUGUGGAGAAAGGAUCUUUUCUGGAUCUCUCAUGUUGAAAUCUGGAAGUCCCAUUUGCAUAAAAAUCAUUGGAUAUAGGGCUUCUCUGUAGUGCAUUGCAUGCAUAGUGCAGAUGGCAUUGGUGGGAUACACACAUGGGACUUCAACAAAUAGCUUGUGCAGAUCAACAGGUGCUGAUAUUCCUAACAUGUAUGAACAGUAAGUAAAUUCAAUUUAUGAACAACUAACUUUCAGUAUGCUCAUUAAAGAUGUUCAGUAUUCUGCGUAUAAAGAGCCAUUGGCACUGGCCCCCUUAGAUAUAUUCAGUGCUCCUUCCUCAGUGUUCAGCAUUGUAAGUAGCAUUCUAGCCAUUGCUUGCUCCCAUCAUCCCAUCAACUCAUCUAAUCAGUGAGUUCAAAAUUCCGUGCAGAUUUUUCAUGCAUCUGAUGAAAUGGACUCUGGCCACAAAAGCUUAUGCUAGAAUAAAUAUGUUCAAUUCUAAGGUGUCACAAGGCUUGUUGUCGCUUUUGCUACCACAAACUAACAUGGUUAGCCCAUUAAUUUUUUAAAAAACUGAUCUAAUAAAUUACUUUUCAACACAUUAGACUGUCUUGUUGUUUUCUUUGGGUUACAACUGCCACCAUGGGCUUCUGCCCACCUCCAUAGCUAACUACGGGCCUGUAACUUAUUAUCGUAUUACCAUUCUGCAUAUAGGAAGGUAUUUUUACAAAAUACCAGCUUGUUUUUAUUUAAAUGUAUUUCUUUUCACAGCUUCAUUACUAGACACUGGAGCAGAAAAAUAGCUCUUUUUUACUACACCUCUGUCAUGUUUGCUAAAUCAUAUUGCCACUCAAUAAAUACAGUCGUCACAAUUCAACACAGUAAAACUACUUAAUCCGUUGAAAUCACUGGGCUUAAUUGCAGUUGGAUUGCGGUCAUUGUUGCUAGGCUGUGUGCUCUGCUUAUUUUUUCAGCUGCUUUUAAGUCCAAUAAUGGCAACUAAUGGUAUGACUUUUAUACCACUAGGUUUACGCUUUUUGGUCCGACUCUGCACAGACAUGGGCUUGAAAGAAAUCCAAGAGUAUGCAACAAAGCUUAAGAGAGUGGAAAAACUGAAAGAAAUAAGGGAACAGGUAUGUUGGGUCACUUAAACAACUAAAUCUCACUGUUUCUCAAAAAUCUGUAAAGAAUGUUCUCUUAAAUUUCAAUUUGUAUAAGGAGCUGAGGUGCGGCUGAUUCUUCCUUUAUUGCAAAUGUUGCUCACAAGACCUGCGGAAAUCUUGGUAUCUUGCUUUCUAAAGCUACUUUUUAUGCUUCUGAACAAGCAGCUGUUUUCUGUCCUCAAUGCAAAUUAAGAAGCGGAUGGUAAAAUAUAAACUUUUAGAGGUUUGUGAUUUAAUUAGUCUGUCUAGAACCGUCAAACCAAAAUUUCACUUCAAAUACAAUUCUUAAUAUAAUAUUUGGAACAAAGUUAUUGUCUACAUCUUACUGAGCUUGCUGGACUAUCUGAGGCUGUGAUCAGUGAUUUAUCUAUGCUCAGUAGAAACAUACUUUGGAAUUAAAAAUAAGCCCACCAGCAUCUAUGUUGUGACACAAACUGAUCUGCAUCUGUCAUAAGUCACCCAUUGUCCACUCCCAUAACAGUUGCAUACAAAAAGGACCAGCCAAUAUACAGUGUGCCAGGAAUAGCAAUACUUAAUAUGAGAGCUGGGGUGGUGCAGUGGUUAGAGUGUCAAACCAGGACUUGGGAAGCCAGGGUUCAAAUCCCCACUUGCCAUUAAACUCACUUGGGCGAGUCCCUGUCUCUCAACCAUUGGAAACUCAGAUCAAUUCACAUGCAAAACUAGUUAAACUGACUUUUUGUUUGUUUAUUUCGUUUUUCUGAGUGGCUGAUAAAUCUUCAGGGAAAAUUCAUUGCUGCAGGUUUUCAUAAUGGAAUGCCCUCCCCCAGAGUACCUCACCUGACAAAAAGUUUGAUGCCUUUCCUUUUUAUUCGCCUAGGCCUUCCAGAAUAUUUUGUAGCUAUUUUUUUCUGUGUGUUUUAUUUUACGAGCUGUUGUGUUUCUGCAGAUUUCACGUUUUGUUUUGUGUCUGUAUUUUCAGUCUUAAGUUCUACUUGUUGAAGGGGAGGGAGGUACAGCCCUGAAAAUAAUAAGCCACGCACAGGUUAUUGAUAAACAGCGAAAGGAUCUUGCCCACUAGGUGUAGGCUUUGGCUGUAAAGUCUUUUGGCAGUACCUCACACUGCCCUGCUGCUCAGUACCUAGUAACUACAGUACUUGGGAGGAUUAAGGAAGAGCUUCCACUACAUCUCUUGGAUACUGCUAAUGCCAUUCUACGAUAGCAUGGAUCAUACAUUCAGAACUGUGGCUUUAGUAUGAUAGUUUCAGUUGAAAACAUUAACUUAAUAGUCUGUGCACCUGCACAAAUUCUGUAGACUUGUUCAUGUAUUUAGUCAAAGGUAUUUCCAUCUGUCUACAAGUUCAUGACCUAAGAGACCUUACAGCCAAAGAAAAUUUUCCUGCCUGUUUUUAUGCUUCCUACAUCAAGCUGACCUAGCAGUUUCUUUACAAGAAGUUGCUGAGGAACAGCUUUUUAAACACCACAUAUUCUGUGAUUUUAGAUGAAUGCAUACCCACACAUCUUUUUUUAAAAAAAUAGAGGUUUGCAAAAUAUGCACUGGCGCUGGGGUGAGAUUUGUUUUUCAAGCUAGCAAUUAAAGGUUAACCUUGGAUCCAUGCACCUGUUGAUUGCAAAUUCAAAUGUUGAUUUUUGCACAAUUGACAAAAUCCAUAUUGUGAAAAGUGGGAUUUAUAAUUAAAAUCCCAAUCAGUCGUGACAUUCAAAAGUGCUUCUUGAGCAAAAUUAGCGAUUAUAAAAUUUAUGCAGCUGGAAAAAAAUCUUACCGCCUUCCUCAUUCCAAGAAAGUGCACUUUCCCAAUAAAUAUUUAACGGUUUUCAUUUUAGAAUAUACACUUUCCAACAAAUAAAUUAAUGUUUUUAAAUUCAGUGCCAAGUAUAUUAGAAACAUAAAACCUGGAGGGUGGCAAUUUUUUUAAUGUGUUCCCUACAAGUUUGCAAUAAUAAAAUAAUUUUGGAUUUACAAGAUUUUAAUAUGCAGACGUUUUCUUGAAGUGCUGUUGAAGAAUAUCUUCACUAUUUUUUCAGCUGAACCUUCCAACUGUAAUAUAAGGCAUUUUUCAUCAUCUGUUUUAUAUGAACCUGAUCUAAAAUAGCAUAGAUUUUAUUGAAAUCCCUUUGCUGAACCUUCCAAGUCUAUGCGAGCAUUGUUAGGUUCAAGAUUUUUAUUACGUGCAACUUUUAACAUCGUGUUUUAAUUAUGCCGUUCAGUGACAACAUGCCAAGUCCACUUCACUGCAAUUUUUAUUAUAUCUAGAAGUAAAUGUACUUGGCAACUAGAAGUGCAAUCUUACUGAUUUCUUGGAUUUGCUUAGGAAUAAAAUUGAUUCACAUAUGUAUGUUCAUCACUUGGUGGCUGCUGUGUUCAGUGAUGACUGUGUUCAGUGAAUAGAUCCUGCAUAAAUAGUAGAGUGUUAGGACCUGAAACAUCAACUCUGUCAUUGAUGAUUUAGCUGAGUUUCCUACAUUGCAGGGGGUUGCACUAGAAAGAUGACCCUUGGGGUCUCUUCCAGCUUCUAUGAUUCUGCUUUUCUGCUUCAACAAUAUUUCAUUAUGGUCCUAUCAUUUUAUGUAAUUGUAUUUUGUAUAAAUUAUAAAAAUUAUAUAUAAAACAUGUUCUAUUUGCAAACAAAACAUUUAAAUAGCUACCUUUCUACCGGUAGGAUGGGGGGAGGCAUAGGCAUAGCCAGGACUUUUGUUAGAACCUCAGAUUUGUGUUGGUUUUUACUUAUUUGGGGGGCAGCUGCCACCCAGGCUACGUCGAAGGGGGGGGGGCACAGGAAGGAAAUGAGGUUGGCAGAGGGACAUGGUUGGGGAAAGGUUGGGAAACACUGCUGUAGAGGACAUCAGGCAUGGAAAAGUUCAAGUAAUCGCUGAUGUAAUUGGAGCACACUCUUAAGUACACUUCUGAUUGUUCCUUUGCAGUCCCAUUUUGAACUUUCAAUGACCAUAUGAAGUCACGUCCUCCACAGGUGGGCAGCCCUAUCUGCCUGUCCAAGUGGCCCUCAGUCCUGUCAAAGCGGCCCUUGUCCAGGAUAUGCCUGCCUUGCCUGAGGUCAAUGCUUGCUUCAUUUCCCCCUGAACCAUUCCAACAAUCUCACUGAUGCUGUUUUAGUUUGUCAUCUUAAUUUUCAUGCUUUAUUUUCUUUUUUUAAAAAAGAUUUUACUAUUUCUUACUACUCUGGCAGCCAUCCUUGGAACAUAAUUUAUGUCAGUGGGGUUUGAUAUAAGUGACAUAAACAAGUAAUAGGUACAGUGGUACCUCGGGUUACAUACGCUUCAGGUUACAUACGCUUCAGGUUACAGACUCCGCUAACCCAGAAAUAGUACCUCGGGUUAAGAACUUUGCUUCAGGAUGAGAACAGAAAUUGUGCGGCAUCAGUGGGAGGCCCCAUUAGCUAAAGUGGUGCUUCAGGUUAAGAACAGUUUCAGGUUAAGAACGGACCUCCGGAACGAAUUGAGUACUUAACCCGAGGUACCACUGUAAUCAGAAAUCUAAUAGCUGCCAGUCAAUAAGUAUUCAGCAGUCAAGAAUGGAGAAAUCUAGUGACAUAGGCACAAGGAGACAAAAGAUGGAUGACAAAGAGACAACAUUAAUUUGAAUAUAGGAAGCUGCCUUAUAUUGAGUCAGACCAUUGGUCCAUCCAGCUCAGUACUGUCUACACUGACUGGCAGUGACUCUCCAGGGUUUCAGGCAGGAGUCUCUCCCAGUCCUACCUGGAGAUGCUGGGGACUUGGAACCUUCUGCGUGCAAAGCAGAUCCACACCACUGAGCUGUGGCCCUCCCCAGUGCCACCUUGGGAUGGAAUAGCCUUGCAGGCCAAAUGAGCACAGUAGCCCUUCUUGAGAUAUGCUUAGGGUUUCAGCUUUAGGGUAAGCUUUCCACCGGGAAAUUCUUUUCCACAUGCUUCACAGAAACAAUGGGGAUACCGCAAGACAAUGAUGGUGCUCUUGUAUGAUUCUCAUUCAUUUCACCAAAGUGUUGGACUGGAAAGCUUUCCAGCAUGUGGAGCCCAUCAGACCCUGAGUAGGAAGCCAGGGAAGUACAGUUGACUGAGUGUUUGGUUUGUUUAUUUGCAUAUUUAGCUGUCUUGGUCCAAGAUGGUCUGAGAAGUUUAGAAUUCGUUCCAGUACACAGAGUAAAAACUGGCAUUAGCAUUACACACGAAUCUUCUUCAGUGAUCAUUUGUAGCCGAGUAAGAUUGUUUUCCAUAAACAUGGUUUUAACAGUGAGUCUGUAAGUGACUGUGGAAGCCAAUUCUGGAUCCACACGUCCUUCCACAGCAGGCACAUAGGUUUCCAGGCAGGAGUUGAUCGCAGUGAGGGUUUGCCAAAUGUGCCUUCCUCUUAGUACGUUUCUCCCUUUCGUCCUGAGUUCGAGCAUCUUCAAAGCCCAUGACACCUUUGGUAAAGGCUGUUCUCCAACUGGAGCAUUCACAGGCCAGUGUUUCCCAGUUGUCAGUGUUUCUACUACAUUUUUAGACACAAAUAUAGUGUGUUGAACCUGCAACAAAUCCCCACUCAGUCAUGAUGCUCACCAAAUGGCCUCGCUAUCCAGUGGAAGUGUGAGGUAUACCUUGUACGUUAAAAGUAACAGAAACGAUUGGUGAUAAUAUUAAAGAGCACUUCUGUCUCUUUCUUUCUCUCCUCCCUAGCGUGUCAAGUCUGGCAGAGAUGGCAGUGCCCGGGCACGCAGAGAAGGCAGCGGUGGUGGUGGUAAGUGCUGCUCAUAUGCUGCCAUAUCUAAGGUUUCUGAAAGCAAAGAAAAUGUGAUUCCAUUUAUUAGUCCUGCUGUCUGCAUUCUCUCUGUGGAGAGGGAGAUGUGGAUCAAAGGAGCAUUGGAUAAUUGCAGGGGAUGGGGUAGAACAUGUGAAAGGAGGUGAUACCUAAAUAACACUACUAAGAAUCCUGAUGUACUUUAAUUUGUUAAGAUAGAGCCAGUGUACUGGAACUAAGACUGAGAGUCAGGAAAACUGUGGUCCAACUCAAGACAUGACCAGUACCAAGACCUACUCACAGUGGUGGCUGUAAGGAUUUCUGAGUUCACACUUAACAAUUGGUAUUUGCUUGUGGUUUCAUAUCCUGGUUUGUAAGCAAGGAUUAAACCAAUAAAUCGGAAGCUGAUUUAGCAGCCCAAGAUUGUUACAUCUGAACCAUAUGUGGAAUGCUUUAAAUACUGUUUUUAUUUUGUUUUAUAUCGAGCAGAAACACAUAAUCUUUGGUCUCCCAUACGUGCCUUUAUGGUGUGAUAUUUUGUCUAAUAUUCUCUCCCUUCUGUCAGAUCCUGGUAGCAUCACGCAUAAAGGGGAGCGUCUGAGUGCUAAACUGAAAGCUUUGCCAGGAACAUAUGAGCCCUAUGAAAGCAGUGGUAAUAAAGAAAUAGGUAACUGAUGUUUCUAAUAGCUUCCUUUGAAACAAAAUACUGACUGUCAGAAGGUACCCUUUUUCUCAUGGAAUUAUUAAAAGUUAGAGACUGUGUUGCUUUUCUUUGUAAAAAAUGUGUGUUUCUACUUCUUUUUUUAAAUUUAGAUGCUUCCUAUAUUGACCCACUUGGACCACAGGCUGAGAGACCAAAAACUGCACUGAGGAAAAAAAUGGAUGAAGAUGAAUUUGCUGAUGAAGAACUGGGAGAUGAUUUGCUUCCAGAAUAA
Molecule: messenger RNA, 36691 nt
Organism: Podarcis lilfordi (Lilford's wall lizard)
Lineage: Eukaryota; Metazoa; Chordata; Lepidosauria; Squamata; Lacertidae
Source: the annotation of a GenBank genome assembly